Mastomys coucha (southern multimammate mouse) is the source of this 393-nucleotide messenger RNA. RefSeq lists its product as uncharacterized. The record is from RefSeq and is a predicted model, not a curated record. Lineage: Eukaryota; Metazoa; Chordata; Mammalia; Rodentia; Muridae. The coding region runs from base 28 to 393 and encodes 121 amino acids. The transcript has a single exon.
UGUUGGAUUCCCUAGAGGGGAAAGGAGAUGGCCCCAAGGAAAAAUGAGGGACCAAAGCAGGGAGCCUCCGCUUCCUCUUCCGGGCCUUUUCUUCCAUCGUCCUUGUUUACCCCGAGCCGUUCUGGCUGCAGCACACGGCUGGCUCGCCGGAGAACGGUGCCUUGUAGAUGUGGCACGGCUCUAAGCCGGGCCGGAAGCGGUUCCCAGCCGGUACCCGUAGGGCCAGGCGUGCAGCGGGCGGUGGCUGUGGCGCGGGCGGCGGCGCUGCGUGGCUCCGGAGGACCGGCGCGGAUCUGCAGCGGCUCGCUGAGGCCGUGGGUCGUCGCUGCAGCUCUCAGGACUCUUGGGGCGAACUUGCCAGACAGAGAGGAGCGGAAGGGAAGGGGUGUGUAA